GCACGCUCAAGAGUUUAUAUUCUUGUUUGCCUUGUAACUAGAAAUGGAUUGGAAAUCCGUUCUAUACAUGUUUGGAGAAAAAGAAAAAAAAAAAAAUUUUCCCUAUCACAUGAUAUUGAUUGUCAUUGGACUUAUUGGCUCAGAAAAAAUAGUUGAGAAUGACUUUGAAUGCCCUUGCCGUGAAGACUUUAGAGAGAUCAUUUUCUGGUUCUACCUGAUAAUCCCUGGGAUUACUGCAUUUACCAUCACUUUUUACAUUGUGUCUAAAUCGCAUGGAUCAAAGAAGACAAGAGAGGAGGAAAGACAGGAAAAAUGUCGGAAACUACAGGAAGGACGUGUUGAAAAACAGGAUGAAGGUCAGGAAAGACAGGAGGAAUGUCAGAACCUACAGGAAGGACAUAUUGAAAGACAGGAUGAAGGUCAGGAAAGACAGGAGGAAUGUCAGAACCUACAGGAAGGAUGUAUUGAAAGAGAGGAUGAAGGUCAGGAAAGACAGGAGGAAUGUCAGAACCUACAGGAAGGAUGUAUUGAAAGAGAGGAUGAAGGUCAGGAAAGACAGGAGGAAUGUCAGAACCUACAGGAAGGAUGUGUUGAAAGACGGGAUGAAAGUCAGGAAGGACAGGAGGAAAGACAUCAGUGCAAAGAUCGCUGUUAUGUGCACUGGGCAAUGACGUUUGGGACCAGUGUCUUCAUAAGUCUCCUUUGGGUGGUCCUGUUUUUCACUGAUGGCAGAUAUGUUGAAUGUAGGUAUGGCAAACUAAACGAAAAUUAUGCUUAUUCAUCAGAGAAAGUCUGCAGUUACUACAUUAGCAUUUCUAAGAUUCUAGGUUUCUCUCUCAUGCUGAUACUGUCAGUUUUGGCACUGGCUUUAAAAUGCUGCCACCCGUGCUUACAUAGCUGCUGCCUUAAACGUUGCCAGAACAAGUGCUUAACAUGUUGCAGUGUGUGCUGUGACGAAUUCUGCGAUGAAAGCUGCAAGGAAUUCUACACUGAAUGCUAGGCUUCUCUGUCAAGCUGAUACUGUCAGUUUUGGCACCGGUUUUAAAAUGCUGCCACCUGACUGCUGCGAUGAAUGACAAUCUUGUUCAUCCAAGCUCUUCCUGGCAGUUUCAUUGUAUUAAAAGUGUACAAACCAUAGUAGUAAGCAGACUUUGCUAUGAACUGCUUUCAUCUCACAACUGAGUGGAUAUUUCUUGGUGACCAUGAGAAAAGAAUGUCACAAUGUUUUCAGAUCUUAUAUUUUAGCUUAAUUUCUUUUCAGAUUGUUAAACAAAAAUACAGGAUUUCUGUGCUCAAGAGAAAUUGUAAUGCAUAUCACGUAUACCUCCCAAAGCAUAUACAAGUCAGUUUUCAUUAUUUUUAGCAAAUAAUUUGUUUAUUUUGAAAAUAAUAACUGAGUUAGUUACUUUUUUAAGAAAAUACUGAAAACUCAAAUCACAAAAUUCUGACUGUAAACACUGCUUUGUAGCUGACCCAUGCUAUAGCUUGAAUAUGACUUUGUAACAGAUUUUUGUUUGAUAUUGAGUGCUAGCUACAUAAGCUGUUUCCCAUACAUUAUCCGUUUCCUGUAAUGCUAUGCAAACAUUUCCUACUUAAUGUUCAUGCACACAUUAGACAUAUGUUCUGUAAAGUUCAAUGUAAUUGCUGUAGUUAUUCUUUUACAGCUGCAUUUUUGUUAUUACUGUAUAAUGUGCUAUAUAACCUUAUAAUAUUGUUCUUUAGUGCAAUCAUUUGUAGCAAUUCUUUUAUGCCUACAGUUACCAACAGUUUUUCAUCUUGUGCUGUACCCUUAUAUGCAGUAAUUUCCUACAUCCUGUCUCAGCAGCGAACUAACAGUCUGGUUAAGGUAGAAGGAGCAACUUUGUGAAACAAGCUUCAAAGUUUUAUUUGAAAUGAUUUUUGAAAAUCAUUUGAUCUUUGUUUUUGUUGUGGAAAAAUGGGUGUACUGUAACAAAAUAAAGCCAAGUUUUACUUCUACA
Molecule: messenger RNA, 1979 nt
Organism: Electrophorus electricus (electric eel)
Lineage: Eukaryota; Metazoa; Chordata; Actinopteri; Gymnotiformes; Gymnotidae
Source: RefSeq, a predicted model, not a curated record